AUGACGGAGAAGAUGUUAUCGAUUAGGGAUAAAAAGGAGAUUCGUGAUACCAAGGGAAAUCUGCUCUUCAAUGUCGCAGACAGGCUGCUAUCCAUUCCCAACAAGACCGAGAUUCUGGACGCUACAGCCCCGUUCUUCAGGUGUUUUUACAGGGUAAUAAUUCGGACAACCCGGACAUUACCCUUUCUGGCUCAUUUUUUUAACAUGAGUUCAAGGUCACCACCAGCAGUGGCAUCCUAUUGGCCGAAGUAG
Messenger RNA from Closterium sp. Naga37s-1, 252 nucleotides. The record is from the annotation of a GenBank genome assembly. NCBI's taxonomy places the organism in Eukaryota, Viridiplantae, Streptophyta, Zygnematophyceae, Desmidiales, Closteriaceae.